UGUUCACGCGAUGCCAGGGCUGAGAAGGAAAUGCGAUUCGUCAGCUCCCUAGCUAGAUUCCAGAGGUGGAUUACACCCACGGUAACGGCAGCUAUGGCCGCGGACAAAGUAGCAGCAUCAUCAGGGAAGAGAGAAAUCGCGCCGGGCAAGACACGCAUCGGAUGGAUCGGCACUGGAGUGAUGGGGCGAUGGAUGUGUGGCCACAUCCUCGACGCCGGGUACGCGCUCACGGUCUACAACCGCACGCCCAGCAAGGCCCAAGAUCUGUGCGGCCCCGGCCAGGCAUUCCUGGCCGAUUCCCCGCUCCAGGUCGCGCAGCGCAGCGAUGUCGUCUUCACCAUCGUCGGCUACCCUGCCGACGUUCGCCAGGUAAUCCUCGGCCCGCUGGGAAUCCUCGAGGGGCUGGAGCCGGGCGGGAUCGUGGUGGACAUGACGACGAGCGAGCCAGCGCUGGCGCGAGAGAUCGCUGCUCGCGCGCUGGAUCGCGGCUGCCAUGCGCUGGACGCCCCGGUCUCGGGUGGCGAUCGCGGCGCCAAGGCCGGGAAGCUCUCCAUCAUGGUUGGCGGCGAUCUGGAAGUGUACACCGCUCUAGCGCCGCUCUUCCAGUGCAUGGGAUCGCCAACUUUCAUGGGCGCCGCCGGGAGUGGCCAGAGUUGCAAGCUGGCCAACCAGGUAACCAUCGCCACCACCAUGGUGGGCUUGGUGGAAGGGAUGCUCUUCGCGCACAAUGCCGGGCUGGACGUGGAGAGCUACGUGGCAGCCAUAGCCGGCGGGGCGGCGGGAUCAAAGUCCCUGGAGCUGUACGCGCAGAGGAUCCAGCGCCGGGACUUCCAGCCGGGUUUCUACGUGAAUCACUUCGUCAAGGAUCUGGGGAUCGCGAUCAACGAGUGCUCUAGGCUGGAUCUCUGCCUCCCGGGCCUCGCUCUCGCGCAGCAGCUCUACGUGUCUCUCAAAGCUCACGGCGAUGGCAACCUCGGCACGCAAGCGCUCGUCCUCGCGCUGGAGCGGCUAAACAACAUCCAGCUCCUCGACAAGAAGCCAUGAAUAGCUAAAGUUUGCUGCCAUGCCAGAUCGAUUCUUCCGUGUUUAGCUUGAGCUCAAGCAUGAGCUUUUGGAAGAUCGCAGGGAAUGUUUGCUCCUCAAAAGCGAGUUAAAGCCAGAAUCCAAGCCUCAAAAAUGGUCUUUUUCUCU
Messenger RNA from Selaginella moellendorffii, 1191 nucleotides. Its product is annotated as probable 3-hydroxyisobutyrate dehydrogenase-like 1, mitochondrial. The transcript has a single exon. Lineage: Eukaryota; Viridiplantae; Streptophyta; Lycopodiopsida; Selaginellales; Selaginellaceae. The coding region runs from base 31 to 1044 and encodes 337 amino acids. Gene Ontology annotation, molecular function: NADP binding; NAD binding; oxidoreductase activity. The record is from RefSeq and is a predicted model, not a curated record.